CUUUUAAUUUGUUCAGUGUGGUGACAUGUGAUGACAGAUAUAAGAUUUUGACAUAUAUUUUAAUAUAACGAAAGAUUCGUGUCAGGGACAGAGUCAGACUUGUAGUAGAAGGUUAGCAGUGCUAGGAGAAAGGCUAGAAACAAAAUGCCAUCUACAAAGAAAAAAGUGGUUGUCACUGGAUUUGGUCCAUUUAGUGGUCAUAGGGUAAAUGCUAGUUGGGUUUCUGUACAAGAAUUAGCUAGAUUAGGAUUAACAAAUGAUAUAGAUCUUAUAAUCAGUGAAAUACCUGUUGAAUAUUGUACUGUUAAAACAAUAAUACCUUCAUUAUGGAAACAACAUAAUCCAGAUCUGAUAGUGCAUGUAGGUGUAUCAUCUAUAGCUAUGGAACUUACAUUAGAACAACAAGCACACAAUGAUGGUUAUGAUAAACAUGAUAUAUCUGGUAGCUGUCCACCAACACAAUGUUGUGUAGAAGGAGCUGAUACUUGUAUUAAAUCAGAUAUUGAUAUGCAACAUGUCUGUAACGAAGUCAAUAAUAUGCCAAUUAAAAUCAAAACAAUUGUAUCCAACGAUGCAGGAAGAUACCUGUGUGAUUUCUCCUAUUAUCAAUCACUACACAUUGAUAAACGAAAGGCAGCAUUUAUACAUGUUCCUCCUUUGGGCUGUCCAUAUACAGCAGAAGAAAUCGCUGAAGGUCUGAGAGCAGUUAUACUAUCAAUGUUAAAACACAUGGCAUUAUGAUUUGUAUCUUAUUGGAACAAUAUUUUUAAUCUCCUAUCCUUCUUUAAAUCACCAUCAUAAUUACGUCCCAAAAUUAUUCAUGUUUUAUUUAAAGCACAAACAAUUCAAAUAUAAAUUUGAAUAAGAUACAUUUGUAUUUUAAGAUGUACCAAUAUGAUCUAUAUUCAUGAUAUCUGUGAACUGAAACCAAUUUGACAGACUUUGAACUUAUUUUACUCGGUUAAUGAUCCAUCGAAUAUAAUGGCAUAAUAUACAGAUAAUAUAUAAUAUAUAAAUCACAAUGCAUUCCAAUUUCACCCAAACAUUAAUUUGUAUAACUGAUGCUUUAACAUAAAGGAAUGAAAUGGGGGUUGGCUUCUAAUUGAUAUUGCCUAGUUUUGCCAUUAUGUUCAUUUUGAAUACCUUGAUUUAUAAUUAAGAUUUUUAUACGCCCACAUUUUCAUGUGGACGUAUAUUGUCGUCGCCCCUGUCCAUCCGGACGUCCGUCCACAAUUGUUUGUGAACAGUCUACAGGUCACAAUUUUUAUCCGAUUUCAAUGAAACUUGAAAUAUAGGUUUAUCACCCUAAGAUCUCGGUUCCUUUCGAUAUUGGCAUCUAUCGGACCGUAACUUCAUGGAUUAUGGCCUCUGAUUGUACGAAAAAUCACAUUUUUGGCUUGUGAACACUGUAGAGGUCACAAUUUUUAUCCGAUUUAGUUGAAACUUGAAAUGUAAGUUUAUAACCCAAAGAUCUCGGUUCCUUUCGAUAUUCGCACAUAUCGGACCGUAACUUCCUGAAUUAUGGCCCCUGAUUUUACGUAAAAACGCGUUUUUUGGCUUGUGGACCCUAUAGAGGUCAUAAUUUUUAUCCGAUUUAAAAAAACGUAUUAUUAUAUCAUCGUUAAACCCUAAGGACGGUUGAGUUUGAAUUUCGUGAAAAUCAGCCCAAAACUGACCGACAAAAUGGCCGCCAUUCGUUCUCAAAUAGCGUAAAAAUAUGGUAUAUCAAGGUUGUUGACCCUAUAGAGGUCACAAUUUUUAUCCGAUUUUGUUGAAACUUGCAAUGUAAGUUUAUAACACAAAAAUCUUGAUUCCUUUCGAUAUUCGCGCAUAUCGGACCGUAACUUCAUGAAUUAUGGCCCCUGAUUGUACGCAAAAACGUGUUUUUUGGCUUGUGGACCCUAUAGAGGUCAUAAUUUUUAUCCGAUUUAAAAAAACGUGUUAAUAUAUCACUGUUACACCCUAAGGAUGGCUGAGUUCGAAUUUCGUGAAAAUCGGCCCAAAACUGACAGACAAAAUGGCCGCCGUUCGUUCUCAAAUAGCGUAAAAAUAUGGUAUAUGAAGGUUGUGGACCCUAUAGAGGCUACAAUUUUUAUCCGAUUUUGUUGAAACUUGAAAUGUAAGUUUAUAACACAAAGAUCUUGGUUCCUUUUGAUAUUCGCGCAUAUCGGACCGUAACUUACUGAAUUAUGGCCCCUGAUUGUACGAAAAAUCACGUUUUUAGCUUGUUUUCUAUCCAUCUCUCGAAAAUGUGGGCGUAUCCUGCCUGGCAGCCGCUGGUAUUUAUUGAUUUCAUUGAUUUCAUUUACAUAUAAUUUCCAGUUAUUGCAUAAUUAUCAAAUUCAUGUUGAUUGUUUUAAGAAUUGUUUGUUUUGUUAUACAACAUCUAAUUUGUUGAUAAUGUUUUCACUUUUCAGGGAUACAUUUUAUUAUGCCCACAUUGAAAUGUUAUCAUAUAUUGCUGUCGUCCCUUGUCUGUUCAUUGGUACCAUAGGUUCAUAGUCCAUCGUCCACAAUUUUGCAUGAAACUCAAUCUGCAAACUAGAUUCAUAAUCUGUCUUUUUCAAAUUUAUGGAUGUUGUUUGCAUUAGUGUGACAAAGAAGUCAAUUGAAUUCUGAUGAUAAAUUCCAGAUUUAUUACCUAUGAUCACUUUGUAGAAUUUGCGAACACUCUUAUCAACAAGAGUUACCUGAUCUGUUGAAAUUUUUUCAACAUUGUUCAGGUUAGUGAAGGCAGAAUUCUAUCAACAAUUUCUGCAUGUUCCUGAAGCAACGGCCAUGAGUUGCUAACAAUGGUACCUAAUCUUCCUUUAUAGCAGGCAGUGCACACAUAUGAACAAUAACAUUGUCAAAUCAGAGGUCGCGAUACACAACGACCUCUGCAGAAAAAGGCUUAGAUAAGUUUAGAGCCAUUGAAAAUUGUUUUUUUCAGUUGAAAAACUCACAGAAAAGCAAUCAAAGCUAUUUUAGAAAUUAAAAUUUCUUGAUAAAGAUACCUGUAAGAGUAUUGAAACGUUGCAUGUAAUAAACUAAGAAGUAGUAAAUCCAUAAAGUUGUGUUAUUAUGAAUAUUGUACCUCUACUUCUAAAUGUCAUUCAAGGAACAUACUUUAAAUUUAUAUUCUCUGUUUCAAUUAUUUCAGUCAAUAACAAUUAGAAAAAUUGCUUUUUAAUAAGCUAAACAUUCACUAUGCAACAAGCUUUAUGGAGUGCUCGGACAACUUAGCUGCUGUAAGCGUAUGUUUCGUUGCCUGGCAAAAAGGUAUCCUUUGUUUUGACUCAAAAAGAAUAUCUUCUUAAAAGUUCUCUAAAACAUUUUUAUUCCUAAAUUCACUGAAUUUGACAUUGUAUCAUAUGUAUUUUUUACUAGAAUCUUUAGUAAACUUAGCUAGUAAUAACUAGUCUAGUCUGCUGGAUGUUUGGUCUUUACACAUUAAAUAAAAUGGGGUUUCUUUUAUACCAAAUCUUACUUUUCUGGACCAACUAGUCUAUGAAGACUAAUUUACUCUAAUUGUAAAAUGUGUUAAUUUAUUUUGCAUUAGACUUUCUUGAUUUUUAUAUUUAUACUAGGGCUCUCAUUUUGGUCAUGAAAUAGAAUUAACUUCUAUUAUAUGUAAAAACAUUUAUACACUAAAAAAUGUCUUUUGAUCAGAAAGACAUACUCUGGCUAAUUAGAGGUGAAUAAAAUUUGCAAAAAAUAGUCAGACAACAUUUUGAUGGGAGAGCCCUGGUUUGCACUGGUGAUAUUAAUGUUUAUAUUAAGUUUGAUAUAAGGAUUUUAUUUUUACUAAAUUUACAAAGGUGCACUGGUUUGUUCUUGCAAAAAGAUCCUCGAUACAUUCGACUUGUUUUCUUGCCUACAUAUAGCUAUUAUCUUGUGAACUGAUAUUAUCCAUUCAUUAAUAUUUUAGUAAUAUAUCACAAUACUGAAAAUUGAUUUUGAUGUUAAUUAUAAUAUAGAUAAAACCACUCAUGUAUAUUUUUAUUACCUAUAUAUUUACAAGAGUAAUUGUGAUAUUACGUAUAAACAAGUUGUGAUAAUAAAUAUAUGUUAAUGAGUUGUGAUUGAUGUAUGAAAUCCAUGUGAAUAAAAAAAUCCCCCAAAUUU
Messenger RNA from Patella vulgata (common limpet), 4107 nucleotides. Its product is annotated as pyroglutamyl-peptidase 1. The record is from RefSeq and is a predicted model, not a curated record. The transcript is spliced from 5 exons. Bases 145 to 741 code for a protein of 198 amino acids. Gene Ontology annotation, cellular component: cytosol. NCBI's taxonomy places the organism in Eukaryota, Metazoa, Mollusca, Gastropoda, Patellidae. Gene Ontology annotation, biological process: proteolysis. Gene Ontology annotation, molecular function: pyroglutamyl-peptidase activity.